UACGAGCACUUCAUUAUGCGCAGUCGCAAACGAUGAAGCCGAAAGCUACGAAUCCCAAGUGAUGUUCUUAAAAAAAUCAGCUGUGUUUCAGACAAAACCCCAACUAGCUAAUAUGUUCCGGAUGUGAAUUAAACAGCCUAAGCAGGAAAUAAUGCCGUUUUAAUCCGCCGAUUUUUACGAUUCUCGCACCAUGGAUCUGGCAGAGACCAUGAAAAAUGUCUUAGCCAAAGGGAUUCAGCAAACGAACGUCAGUGAUUUACCCACAUCGACCAGCAUGGGCUUUCCUGGUACAGGUUAUGUUACUGAAAAAUUGUACAUGCUGCUCCAGCUGUACCUGCAAAACAAGGGCUGGAAUUCGUCCGUUGAGCUUUUGCAGUGCUUUUCGGAGCUGAAGGAAUCGUCCAUGCUACCAAGUGCUGCUUAUUUACAAAUGAUGGCUUCAAGAGUUACUCUAGAUUCGCAAGGUAGACUGAUUUUGAGAGAAAAUGGUAAAAUUAUACUUCCCUUUGAGCAUUUUGCCAAUGCUGUGAUGCUGAAACAUAUGAAUGGGCCUCAUGGGUUGCAUCUUGGGGUUGAGGCAACUGUAAGAGCUGUCAUGGAAUCUUACACAAUCGGUAGAGAAAAUUUCGGCAUGGAAAAAGAAUUCAUAAUCGAAGUAGUUCAGAACUGUCCAAAUCCCGCUUGCCGCUAUUACAAAAAUCAAAUGGAACUGACCCAAAAGACUUUACAGCAUUUAACAACACCUCCAUAUUUAGGGGAACCCCAGUCAAACAAUCCGGACAUCCGCAGUCGUUUGGGCGCAGUUGACCUAACAGGACAGAAUAAUUUAGACUCAAAAAUCAGUCAACAGCUCCUAGAUAGGCCUAAAUCAGUAGCUCCAACCCAGCAACAGAUCACUGCGGCAUUAAUCCAGCAACAAAAUCGCGUCAUCGCACAACAAAACAUUGAUAAAUUGAACGCAAAUUUAGAAAAACAGAGGCAACAAAUCCAGCUUCAGCAACAAAUGGAUAUGGCGAAAGGGCAGCAGAAGUCGCAUUUCGACCUGCCUUUGAUGGAUCACAAACUGACCGAUUUUUUAAGGGCCAAUUUGGAGAAUUUAGAGGGUUUAUCAGCAGCUAAUAAAGACUUACUGGCUUUGCAUAACGGGGCCUGGACUUCGGCCACAAGCCUGACUUCUUCAGAUGAUAAGAGGUCGUCAGAGGGCGGGCAGGAGAAAAUUGUUAGGGCUUUUAGCGAAGUGAUGAAGAAUAUGCAAAGGAUGAAAACUUACGUCAGACCAGCGAUGUGCAAACCGUAUGGAAAACAAUCCGAAGCUCUACAGAAGACCCUAAUGGACACCAUUCAGCUAAUCCAGUCGUUGCGCAGCUUUUUGCCGCCACCCCAUAUCCAGGUGAGUUCAUGGAAGAACGAGGAUAAACAUCGCUACGAAGAGACUUAAUGUAAGCUGUUUUACUAGAAAUUUUCUCAUUGACAAGGCAGCGUUACAUAUAACAUUUUCAUAAAACAUGACUUCCGAGAUUAGAUUAUCCUUUAGAAGGAUAUAAAAUAAUGUGAAAGUAUUUUGUUCCUUAUUUUAUAUAUAGAUAUAUUAAUGUAAGUUUUUAUAUUUUGUUGGUUUUUUAGUGAGUGUUGAAAUUUAUCGAAAUUAAUGGCCCACAGUAUCGUCGUUUUUUACUCAUUUUAUGUUAAUCGUAGUGUUAGUUGUUUUAUUUUUCAUGUUUUCAAAAGUCAGUACAAUACGCUGCAAGCGUGACGGAAUAGAAAGUAUAAAUGUGCUCUCUUUAUUAACUUUACAAAUUACGAAAUUUAUUUUAUGUGAUAGCGUCGUACUUAACACAAUGAGAUUGUUUACUGAGAUGCAUUUUAUGUUGUGAUUAUGUUUUCUCGAUAGUAUUUCGGAAAUAACAGUAUUUAAUUAUUUAGUUGCAGACUUGAACUAAGUACCCGUGUUUAAGUAUAGUGUUUGAAUUAGGUCAUUGCAAUAUUGUUACAAUUCGAAAAGCUGCUCUAUGGCCAGGCUACAAUAUACGAGGGUUGAAGAUCUAGUCAUUAAUAAUUUAAAAGAAAAGAAAAUUCAAAAUUUUAGCUGUGAUAUUUUAAUUGGCCAUGAUAUUCUAAAAGUAUAGUUUUUCAUUCCAGUAUUUACUAUUUCGAUACCAAAAAAUUGUAUUACUAGUUUCGCUAGAUUUCGUGUAGAUUAUGAUCGACAAUUUGCAUAUCACCUUUUAUUUAUUUCCUUGCGAAUAUUAUUGUAGAUCUGAGCCAGUAUUUGUAAACAUGUUCGAAGACUGUUGUGAAAUUAUCAUUCUUAGUUGUAUAAAAUGAUAGGAUUUUAGUGGUUUUUGUAUGUUGUCACGAAAUAGGACUUACCUCUAAGGCUAUAAUAUAAUCUUGCCAAUAUUUUAUAAUUUCGAAGCUUAGCUUGUUUGUUUGGCUUAUUUGAUUAUUAUGUCAUAGGUAAUGUAUGUGAUGCUAAUAUUGUUGAAAACAGAUUUCUUUUGUUGUUUGUAUUCAGGCUUUUGUGCAAUAAAACGAACUAAAAGUAAA
This is a messenger RNA of Tribolium castaneum (red flour beetle), 2547 nucleotides long. RefSeq lists its product as uncharacterized. The record is from RefSeq and is a predicted model, not a curated record. The transcript has 7 exons. Bases 191 to 1438 code for a protein of 415 amino acids. Lineage: Eukaryota; Metazoa; Arthropoda; Insecta; Coleoptera; Tenebrionidae.